This is a messenger RNA of Patella vulgata (common limpet), 2334 nucleotides long. RefSeq lists its product as uncharacterized. The record is from RefSeq and is a predicted model, not a curated record. The transcript is spliced from 5 exons. The coding region runs from base 201 to 923 and encodes 240 amino acids. Lineage: Eukaryota; Metazoa; Mollusca; Gastropoda; Patellidae. Gene Ontology annotation, molecular function: calcium ion binding.
AUCAAUCAAGUUACCUGGUUGUCAAGAGAGAACGUGACAUCUAUACGUGUACAGGUAAAUCCCGGUAGAUAUAUAGUAUACGUUAUACCUGGUGUAUUUGAGUGUAUAUACCAUAGGGAAAUACUAUCAAUAUAUCACAGUGAGACCAUACGGUAGUGUGGUAUAUUAGAGGUGGGAUAUUAAAACACAGAUAAAGAGUCAUGGUCACCUUUAGAUAUUUCAUCCUGGUCGUCGCAAUAUUUGGUUACUGUCACGCCCACUCCAACCAUGCCCAUACACCGCCCCCUGCCGGUACACCAACACCAAACAGUUUUCACGAUAAAAACAUGGUGCACAAUGAACAACAUUUAAAAGAACACAUGCAGAAUGAAGUAAAUACAGAUAAACAAAUGACACCGGAAGAAAUGGAGUUUAACUACUUCCGAUUACACGACACAAAUCAAGAUAGUCAUUUAGAUGGUCUAGAAAUCCUCGCUGCACUUUCCCACAUGUUGCCACCACCAGAAUUAACACCUCAAGAAGCUAGCGGUAAAAAAAAGGAAGAAAUAGACGCCAUUAUGCAAGCUAGACAGGAAGCCAUGUUUAAUAAUUAUGUUCAAAUCAUUGAUAAAGUUUUAAUGGAGGACGACAAAGAUCAAAAUGGCUACCUUAGUUACGCCGAAUAUCAACUAGCCAGAAGACGAGAUGAACAGAGAAUGAGAGAAGCACAAAAGAACAUGACGCCAGAACAGGUUAUGCAACAACAGCAAAUGAUGCAGCAACAAAUGCAGCAACAACAACAGAUGAUACAACAACAACAGCAACAAAUGAUGAUGAUGCAGCAGCAGCAAGAACAACAACAACAGCAACAGCAACAAGGUCAAGGUCAAGGGUCAGUGGUGAAUAUGAACCAACCAGGUGUCGUACAGCCACCACAAAACUAAACAAUAAAGGACAGGGAUGAGGGGAGGGGUGGGGCUUGAAUAAACCUUACACAUACGGUGAAAUAGAAAUGUAGAUACGGGUUUAAAAGGUGGGGGGGGGGGUGAAAAACCAAUCCAAUUUUAUGAAUUUUACAAAAUAGAGAAACAACAACGAUCAUGGAUUGUGUUUUGACGAUGUAGAAGGUAAAGUUUAAAGGUUGCUAUGGAAUUCAUAAAGGGAUCACUAGAUGUCCAGUCAAGAUGUGGUUAAAAUUAAAAACAUUGCCCUGACAAGUAAAUUCCAUAAUCUUAUUAUACUUAGAAUUAUUAAUGAUUAUAGAGGCUAUUAAAGUUCCCCGAGGGUGAAUUGAGCGAUAUAGGAAUACCAGGCCUUGCCAACUACUAUGUUUAAAUGUCGAAUCUCUAAUAUGGUUUCAUUCCGUUCAGGACCCUGUUCCUCGAAAUCUUAACUAAAGAUAAAAUUCAAAUUUUAGUAGAUACUUCAAUUUUGAUUGGUUAAGCAAUAAAAUCAAUCUAUUAUUAUCCAAUCAAAUGACUAAAAUUUGGAUUUUUAUCUUAGUUAAAAUUUCGUGAAACAGGCCCCAGGAUUUACAAUGAUGUGGCGAAUUGAUAUUUCAUCCAUCUUUACUACUCCCUAUGUGAACAAGACCACCGACAUGCUUAUAAUUCGCGAAUUCUAAUAGAUUGGUCUGUUUUUAAUUUGUUGUUCUACAAACAAGUAUGGCGGUUGUUUUAGGCGUUACCUUUUUUUUUAUUUAAUUAUUUCUGUAGUUUUGUAAUCGGAGUUCAGCUUUAAACAUACAUUAUGCAAGAGCUAAAUUUGCCUAUUGAAAGUCUUUCCUUAUGCCUUGAAUGUUAUCUAAAUUAUUAAUUGGACAUUGAUUAACAUAUCCAAACCAUAAUCAACUCUCGAUGGCAUCGCUAGCCUGCGAUAUUUACUGGACUAGGAUCCGAUCUGCUGCUCAACGCUCAUUCAUGAUUAAACCAAGAAAUGGAUAAUCGGGACUGUAUCUUUAAUCGUAGGGACUUUAGUAAUGAUGUUCGAGGCUAGGUCGAAAAUUCAAUCGCUAAAUUCUCGGUUCAGAGUGGAUCAAUUUGACUGAACUUUUCAGCAAAUACCCUUUACAUUAUCUAGUGUUUAACUAUUAUAGUGAGAACUACCAGCUCUUUAUCGAAUCUCCCAUAAUGUAUGUAUAAUAGAACUAUUAAAGUGAGAACUGCCAGCUCUUCAUCUAUAAUGUAUCUUUAAUUGAAUGUCAACUAAUCAAUAGGAGUACAGAUUAGCGUGGAUAAAACCUUGAGAAAUUAAUGUUUAUUGUUAUCAUAUUAUGUUCUGUCUAUAUUAAACGUCAUUUGUAAUUAAAUUCAUUGGCAUAAGUUUUAUUUAAUAAUAAAAAUUGUAAAAAUCCAA